Messenger RNA from Physcomitrium patens, 2042 nucleotides. Its product is annotated as derlin-2. The record is from RefSeq and is a predicted model, not a curated record. Lineage: Eukaryota; Viridiplantae; Streptophyta; Bryopsida; Funariales; Funariaceae.
GCGAGAGCUCUGCGUCGGCGUCGUCGGUGUCGUCGUUUACACCCCAUUUCGGGCUCGUCGAUCCUGGUCUUCCGGGACGCAUCGGAGGCAGCGGGGAGGGAUUGUUCCCACGGCCACCAGCUCGCGUCGCUCCUAAUCGCGGAACCCAUCUUGCAGUUUCGCGGAAUUUCGUCAUUCUAGUGGUGUUGCUUCCGAUGAGCAGUGCUCGAUCGAUUGCCAUUUCGGUGAGGUUUCGUUGAUCCGGGAGACGAGGUUGGUAAAUUGAUUGCUGGACUUCCAUCGGGCAAUAGUGGUUGCAAUUCAUGUGGAGAGAAAUUCAUUCUCCAGCGAGACUGGGUAUAUAUGUUUGUGUUUAUCACCUUUCUGAUGGUUAGGGUUCGAGGGUUACGCGGAUGAAUUGAUUCUAGGGGCUUCGGAUUCAUGGUGGUGGUCGUUUGGGCACAUUAGCAGGUGUUAAUAGUUUUAGAGGAAUUAGGAACUUGGUGGCAGAGAGAAUUGGCGGCAUUGGCGUGGUCGAGGGAUGGUUAGGAUAACGGGAGGUUUGGCUGGAAAUCGUUCCUGAGGCGGGGUGGGAGCAAUUUGGGUGAGAGGGUGUGGUGUAGUGGUUUUUAAGUGUUAGAGCUAUGGGGUUUCAGUGAGGGUAAGAGUUUAUGCGGGUAAAUAGAAGGUGAACCUGGAGGGGGUGGAGAUCUGGAGAGGCGGAAUUCGGGCUGGGGAUCAAGAAGGCAAGUGUGAAUAUCAAAGCUAGGUUUGGCUCGCCGUUGAGGUGUUAAGGAUGGCGCAACUGGUGGAGGACUGGUACAAGCAAAUGCCCAUCAUCACGCGCACUUAUCUCACUUUGUCUGUGCUUACCACUGCUGGAUGUGCUCUUGAGGUGAUUUCACCAUUUGACGUGUACUUAAAUUCUAAAUUGAUCAUACACAACUAUGAAGUUUGGAGACUCAUUACCAAUUUCUUUUACUUUGGCAAACUCGAUUUGGAUUUCCUCUUUCAUAUGUUCUUUUUGGCAAGGUACUGCAAACUGUUGGAAGAUACAUCGUUUCGUGGCCGCACAGCAGACUUCUUCUUUAUGCUCCUAUUUGGUGGAACUAUACUCACCAUCAUUGUCGUAGGUGGUGGCCUGUUAAUGUUUGCGGCUCCAUUUGCGGAUAUACUCUUCCUUAGCAACUCCCUUACUUUCAUGAUGGUGUAUGUAUGGAGUAAGCGCAACCCUCAUGUACAAAUGAGUUUUCUUGGUCUCUUCAGCUUCACAGCUCCUUACCUACCUUGGGUUCUUUUGGGCUUUUCGGUUAUGGUUGGAAGCAGUCCAUGGGUAGACCUUUUGGGAAUGGCUGCAGGGCAUGCGUAUUACUUUUUGGAGGAUGUGUACCCUUUGAUGACCGGGCGUCGUAUUUUGAAGACCCCCGGCAUCAUAAAAGCGCUCUUCCCUGAAGACACAGUUUUGGUAGCAAGGCCAGCCCCAGCAGGAGCACCUCACAGGGACUAGAUUUGACAUCAUCCUUUCGUCAAGGAUCAUUCUUUGUCACAUUUCCAAUCCUUGCACACUAAUGGAGCUAACUAAGAGUUCCAAUGAUGGCCUUUGUUUUUCCAAUCAAAAGUGCCGACCCUGUUUUUGCCUCCUAUAGUUACUCUCUCUUUAUCCACGUGGAUGAAAGAAUCCAUCCUUGGCCAGGUUCGACGACCCAGUAGUGACAAGCACCACCUUCAAAUGUAUGCACGGGAUAAUUUGCCUGUAAAUUACUAUUCUCGCCUUUGACAGGGUGUGUAUCUCUACACUGGAGCUUUGCAUGAAUUGGAAUAUCUUAUUACUUAACACAGAACCUCCAUUUGUGAUGAGACUAUGUUCCUUAGAAGUAGGGGAUACCAAGAAGUAAAGGAUAAUAGCAUGAAACCUUUGUUGAGCGUUUCUGUUAUGUUUUGACUGUGGGCGCCCAGUUUAUAGGACGUUUGUUGGAAGUUCAUUAGGGGCUUUAAUGUAUGGUCCAUCCGUUGUAAUUGCAACAGAUUUUCACAAAUUUAAUAUAUAAUAAGUUACCUUCGAA